AUGUGGGGUGUCGGAUGCAUUCUGUUCGAGAUGGUUGCUGGUCGUGCGUUAUUUCCGGGUUCAACGACUGAUGAGCAACUUGGCCUUAUUUUUCGGACACUAGGAUCACCACGUGGUGAUCGUCAUGCGACUAUAUGUGCCCGUCCGGCGUAUGCCCCCUUUGCGCAGAAGGUCUACCAUCCGGAGCCGUUAAUUCGACAAAUACCACGGAUGGAUGCCCAAGGCUACGAUCUGCUUUUGAAGUUUUUACAGGUAACUCUCCAUCUAUAUGCGUUUCUUUUCUCUCCAUUAUUUGUUUUACGGGGAUAUCAUGCGUAG
Messenger RNA from Cooperia oncophora, 318 nucleotides. Lineage: Eukaryota; Metazoa; Nematoda; Chromadorea; Rhabditida; Trichostrongylidae. The record is from the annotation of a GenBank genome assembly.